Dissoconium aciculare CBS 342.82 is the source of this 608-nucleotide messenger RNA. RefSeq lists its product as uncharacterized. The transcript is spliced from 2 exons. The coding region runs from base 103 to 438 and encodes 111 amino acids. NCBI's taxonomy places the organism in Eukaryota, Fungi, Ascomycota, Dothideomycetes, Mycosphaerellales, Dissoconiaceae. The record is from RefSeq and is a predicted model, not a curated record.
GCGAGCCACCCUGCGUAACGAGCCAGCAUUGAACACUUUCAUCUAUAAUAUUCUGCAACAGCUGUGUCAAUGCGCGCCAACAUAUCUGGGGUAUAGACCGGAAUGCCAGCUUCCUGUCGACCGCUCUACAUCCAACUUGGGUUCAUCUUGCAGACGCUGUCAUCGAUUCCGUCCUUGUGCGAAAUCCGACCUGACCGAUCGAUCGCUUCAUACAGGCACAAUACAAAUCCAUUUACAUAUUCAUCAGCCUCUAUCGAUCGCUCAGAAGUAGCUCUACGGCUACCUUCGGUAUUAUCUUCACGAGACGAAGGUUGCGCGAUCCCGAGCGCUGCCGCCGUGGGCGUUCAUGGUAUCGUUUUCGAACCUCAAUUGUCGAGUCAUGCCGCCAGCCGAGAACUCUCGAAGAACUAUGCUAUGCGCCUCCGUAAUCUGCCUUAGCACACCUGUCCACACCGAGGGCUCUAAAACCACUGUGGUCUACAGCUCCUCGUGGAGAUGAUAACAACGCGAUACAAGAAUGAUCAAUUCAAGUUUAUUUAGGAACAUCAUCUUCGAUUGACAUGAGAAUUUACUCCAUAAAGAACUUCAAUUCAUAAGGUUACUUAAGC